Fusarium redolens is the source of this 2482-nucleotide messenger RNA. RefSeq lists its product as uncharacterized. The transcript has 4 exons. Gene Ontology annotation, molecular function: Atg12 activating enzyme activity; Atg8 activating enzyme activity. NCBI's taxonomy places the organism in Eukaryota, Fungi, Ascomycota, Sordariomycetes, Hypocreales, Nectriaceae. Gene Ontology annotation, biological process: piecemeal microautophagy of the nucleus; C-terminal protein lipidation; cellular response to nitrogen starvation. The coding region runs from base 1 to 2097 and encodes 698 amino acids. The record is from RefSeq and is a predicted model, not a curated record. Gene Ontology annotation, cellular component: phagophore assembly site; cytoplasm.
AUGGCGGCGCCUUUGAAGUUUGUCCCUUUCAUCCCAGAGAUAGAGUUGUCGUUCUACCUAGCGCUCUUUAGCUCAAAGCUGAACCACGACAAGCUCGACGACUCAGUGCGUAGCGUUCUGGGCCUCUAUGAACCCCGCUUGGAAGAACCAGAAUCCAGCUGCCGCGUGCACCUAUCAGGAAAUGCUCUCACGGGCAGCAGCACUAAUGCGCCCAGUCCACCUCUCGGGAAAAUGAGGGCCGAGGGAAUCAUUAAAAACACUAAUACAUUGGAGGAUCUCAAGAACAUAGACAAGCCUGCCAUGCUUAAGACUGCUGGCCAACAGAUCUUCGAUGCGAUCAAAGAUGGGAGUAUCUACUCUAUUCCAUCCCUGCUCUCAUCAUUCAUCAUACUGUCAUACGCCGAUCUUAAGAAGUAUACGUUCACGUACUGGUUCGCGUUUCCCACCCUGCACUCUGAGCCUUCGUGGAACCGAUCCGGUACAGCUGAACGGCUCAACUCCAAGGAAAGCACGGCACUUGCCGACAGAGUCGGAACUUGGAGAUACAGUAUUGACACUCGCGAGCAUGGAUUCUUCCUGGUGAAGAAGGUACACGUCCAAGAGCAGGAUACGGAUGCUGCAGACGCUGCCCAGGGGCUUCCAUUCAGAUGGGAGGUUGCCUCGCUGCGCGAGUUCGAAAAUGGCUUCUUCAACCAUGUGGCUGAAGAGGACCGCUACUUCGCAUUUGUUGACCCUUCAACAUACCCAGAAGAUCCUGGGUGGCCAUUGAGAAAUUUCCUGGUUUUAAUUCGACAGCGAUUCCGUCUUACAAAGGCAAAAGUCAUUUGCUACCGAGAUACUCAAGCUAGGAGACACGAGGCUCGCAGUGUUAUUCUUCCACUCGAGAUGGGCUCAGUCGAGAACUUGGAGAUCACCGAGAUGCCCAAAGUUACUGGCUGGGUUCGGGCAAGCAACGGCAAAAUCCAGGCACAGCGCAUCAACGUAGGAGAGUAUGUGGAUCCUUUACGACUGGCCGACGAUGCUGUCGACAUGAAUCUGAAGCUCAUGAAAUGGAGGGUCGCCCCUAAUCUCAAGCUGGAUCCUAUCAAGAACACGAAGUGCCUCCUCCUAGGUGCUGGCACACUAGGGUGUAAUGUGUCACAAGCUCUCAUGGGUUGGGGAGUUCGGAAGAUUACCUUUGUGGAUCACGGACGAGUAUCCUUUUCCAAUCCCGUACGACAGCCACUGUACAGUUUGAAAGACUGUUCUGAUGGAGGAAAGCUAAAAGCACCUCGAGCUGCUGAAGUCUUGAAAGAGAAGUUCCCAGGUAUUGACAGUGCAGGACACCAGCUAUUGAUUCCCAUGCUUGGUCACUCUUACAUAGACGAGUCGAAGACGAGAGAGGAUUACGAAAAGCUGGAGAAGCUUAUCGACGAACACGAUGCCAUUUUCCUGCUCUUGGAUUCAAGAGAGUCACGAUGGUUACCAACAGUUAUGGGAAAGGCCAAGGGAAAGAUUGUCAUGAAUGCUGCUCUGGGUUUCGACUCUUUUGUUGCUAUGCGACAUGGUUCUGAAAGCCAUGCCGAGGGGCAGACACCGCUUGGCUGCUAUUUCUGUAAUGACGUUGUGGCACCAGCGGAUUCUCAAAGGGAUGCGACUCUGGACCAACAAUGCACUAUCACUCGACCCGGUAUUGCAGGUUUCGCGUCUGGCAUUCUUGUCGAAAUUCUGACAAGCUUGUUACAACAUCCCCAGGGUAAAGAUGCUCCAGGAUCACAGCCAACUUCUGGAGUGUUUCCAGAGCGAGACCCCUCUGACCAUCCUCUGGGUUUGGUUCCGCAUCAAAUAAGGGGCUUCCUCCCGACGUUUCAGACCAUUGUUCUCCGGGGUCAAUCUUACGACUGCUGCAGCGCAUGCAGCCCCAAGAUUCUUGAUGCCUAUCGCAGAGAUGGAUGGGAUUUUGUGAAAAGAGCACUGAACAACAAGGACUAUGUGGCAGAGCUCUCAGGUCUUGCAGAGCUUCAGCGAAGCUCAGAGUUGAUGGCAGAACAGGUUGACUGGGAAGAAGAGGAUGGCACUGUCGAGGAUAGCGACGGGGAAGUGAUUCUUAACACAUGAGCAUUAUUAUUCAAUGGCAAGGGGAAGGAUCACACGAGUAUAGUUAAUCAAGAGCAAGGAGAAGAAUUCAGUUACGGUUCUAUAGAAAUUAUCGUUAUACAUGGGUUGCUUUAAGCACCCUUCCUGCAAUGCACCUCAACGCCUUUCCAUGCUAUGUACAAGUGACUGUGCAUUGUCACAAUUGGUCCCAAUAUCCAAGUAUCCAUGAGUGCAUGUGUUUAUCGAGUAGUGGUACCGUCGAGUCUUGCUCGGUCGAAGUCUGUCCAAGAGAUUGGGGUGUCUCUGUCUAUCUAUCCUUUACAGUCUACCGUCGAAGGCAUACUGGGCAGCGAGGGGCCAGCCGAGGAUGACAGCGAAGCCAGGGAAGAAGCUGGACGGUGUUAGU